AUAAUUGUAAUUGUAAUACAGUACAGCACGAUCUUGUAAUAUUACAAACCUCCAAUUAAUAUCCUGAAACCACGAGACUCACUUCGGGCAGAUUUUCCUAAAAUCACUGCAACUGCAAUGGUCUUCAACACAAUUUUAUUCCCACCUCAAAGAAGCAUUGCACUCGAGAGGUACUGACAGGAAAUGACAUCAUCAUCGGAAAAGGCCAAACAAAAAAAAAAUCCUUGAACAAAGAAUGCAGAGCUGAUGCCUGUGUCCCCGCCCCUCCGCUCGUUUAUUGGCAUUGCUGGACGGCGAGUCGAAAACGUUGCAGUCCUGAUUGGCUACUGCUGAUGUCACUCGAGCCACUCUAGAGUUUCCGUCGGGACCGAUACACAGAGGGGACUCUGUGCGAGCUUCUUUUUUUCGGAUUCGGAUGGCUACAGAUUAAAGUCGGAGCGGUCAGCAAUCCAGGAUGAAUGUAAAUGUGGAAGACCUGACGAAGCCGCAGCUGCUGAUGCUGUUUAGUGUCCUCGAGGGAGAGCUGGAGGCACGAGAUCUUGUCAUCGAAGCUCUGCGGGCCCAGCAGAGAGAGAAGUUCAUCCAGGAACGCUAUGCCAAGUAUAACCUCAGUGACCCCUUCAUGGCUCUUCAGCGAGACUAUGAAGCUCUGAAGGAGGAGCGUGAUGCCACUGCCACCAACUGUCCUAGCCCUCUUUCGGUGCUUAAAGUUGUUAUGUCACAUUGUAAGAAGAUGCAUGAAAAAAUGGUCGCCCAACUGGCAGCUGCUGAAAGUCGCCACAGAAAGGUAAUAAUGGAUCUGGAAGAGGAAAAGAGGCGUCACGCCCAGGAUACCGCCGAUGGAGAUGACGUCACCUACAUGCUGGAGAAGGAGCGGGAGCGGCUUGCUCAGCAGCUGGAUUUUGAAAAGUCCCAAAUUAAGAAGCUUGAGAAAGACCAGAAGAAGCUGUCUGGGCAGCUAGAAGAGGAGCGUGCUCACCACAAGCAGCUGUCGUCCACCCUGGUCAAAGAGUGCAAAAAAGCCACAGCCAAGGCAGCUGAGGAAAGCCAGAGAACGGCUGACUUGAGUGCUAAGCUGGAGCUGGAAAAGAGCGUGGUGCAGAGACUACAGGCUGAACUUGAAGCGGAAAGGAAACGCUGUCUUCAGAUGGAGGCCCAGGCUGAGAAGCAACUGUCCGAGUUCGAUACGGUGUUGGAGCAGCUUCGGGCGAGACUGAAACGGGAGGAGAUCCGUGCCAGGGGCUUGGAAGAAGAGGUGGAACGCUUAAAGAAAUCCAUUGUGUGCCCCCCAGGGGAGGUAAAACCACUUGGCCAGUAUUGUUCCAUGGCUGCAGCCUCCAUGGAGUCCACAGCCUCCCAGACCAAAAGCUCCAUCAUGGAGUCUGAGAAAUCCAGCAAGCUGUGCAUAACCGUAACACAGCAAGCAAAGGUCAAUGGCCACUGUGCCAGCCAGCCACCCAGGUUGAAUGACAGCAGCACGCUGUGCAAUGAAGCAGCACAACACGAGAAUGGGUUUGAUUUGGGCCUCCAUUCACCAAGCCACCCGGCUGCCAGUGUGUCGCCGAGCAGCACCGCUUCCUCCUCACUGACUUCUUCACCGUGUUCCUCUCCGGUGUUGGCCAAGCGUCUGGUUGGGGUUUCAGCUAGCAGUCCAGGCUAUCAGUCCUCCUAUCAAGCUGGUAUCAAUCAGCGUUUCCAUGCUGCACGCCACAAGUUUCAAGCACAAGCAGAGCAAGAGCAGCAGGCCAAUAGUGCCCCCCACUCUCCAAGGGAUCUGUCCCCGACCACAGUGGAUGGCUGUGCCACUGCUUCUGUCGCCAAACAAAUGGCACGCAACACAGUCACCCAAGUACUGUCUCGUUUCACCAAACCUACCUCCACCAACAGCUCGCCUUUUGGCACGGAUUACAGAGCUCUGGCAGCUGUGACCUCCCCUACAGCAAGCCGAACAUCUGGCCCUCUGUCACCGGGGAUCAAAUCGCCCACCAUCCCUAGGGCGGAAAGAGGCAUUCCUCCCCCUAUCCCUCCCAAGAAACCAGGCCUCACACAGUCCCCAGUGUCUCCAAGCUCACCAAGCAAGUCUACCCAAAUGGCCCCUGUGCUGGUCCCUGGCGGGGAUCUUCCCGGUGGCUGUGGCCUUAGAGCAAGCCCAGUGGAACUGAACAAAGACCUUGACAUGGUGAUGCCAACAGGCAGCUGAGCACAGUGCUACUCGAGGGUCCCAUGGGCCCGUUUUCAGGAAACACUAUCCUAGUAUUUAUUCUACUUCUACUCCUGUCACUUUCUUCUAAACUCUUGUUUUAUAUCUCAUUUCAUAUUGAAAAUGGGCUCGAUGUAUAUACGGAAGUAGAACUUUAGUUCCUUUUUUUUGCCUAAGGGAUUUUCAGCACUCUCAUUGGUGGAAUUCAAGUCCUGAAUUGCGGCAUUCCCUUCAGGUUUUCCUGAUCAUUUUGAAACAAGUGCCUUCCCUCUGGAGAAAUGUCUGGAAGGGAAGUUAGGGUUCAAAUGGCAGAGGUCAUGCCUCCAGCUAGCAUUUUGGACCAAUCGGUAGCCAGGGUAGCGGUGUUCGCAUACGUAAGAAUGAUCGGGCAGUGUGACGGCAAGAUAACUUCCAUUGCCAACUCUACGGUUGUUUCAUCAAGACAUUCCAGGUCAGCUGCUGAACGUGGCCCACUUUGAGGCUCGAAGGUGCAUGAGCUACAGGAGAUGCGUUAUCCCACUUACCGUACUGGCCAUAAUAACUUCCUUGGCAUUAACCCCGAGCAUCUCUCAGGCUUGGAAUUCUGUAUAAAAAUGGUUAACCCCGAGUACCUGUACAGCGGUAAGCCCAAAUAACGUGCAAGACAGUAUUGUUCUGCUAUCUUGUGGAUGAAAUAACAUCAUGCUGCAAAAAAGUACUUUUUAUAUGCAUAUUUUAACUCAUCAAUAUUCAUGAGUGGGGCGGAACCUUCAACCAAAAAAAUACAAUACUGCUUAAAGCCAGUUUUAGAACAAACUGAAACUGAACCAUUAAUUAAAUCGAGCAAUAGUGAUGACAGUGUGAAUUGUUCAUCUGAUAUUGGCACGGAUAAUGAAACUGAUGCAUACAGCACUGUACGACCGAGCCACCAUGAUAUGCCUGGUCACAUGAUCAAGUGGAAGAACACGAAACGUGCAAGCCCCCUAAACACCGUUCACAAUGCAGCAACUGUCAAUGUUCAUGUCAGUGGAAACGUGGAAGUCACUAAGCCUACAAGAACAACGGUGUUGAUCGUGCAGAUCAGACUGACAUUCUACCCUCUCCUGUGCAAGCAACAGGAAAGGAUAUAAAAGUGCACAAUGAAUUACGCCUCUACUGUUGCAAUUACAACGUCAAGCUGUUUUUGAGGAACCUGGGACAUCACGCUAAGGAGGUUAAUAAGCGGUCAGUUGAGGGUGGACAGUAGCAAAUGAUGAAUGCCCUGAGGUGAUAGGAUCUGGGGAGAUGUUUACUGCCCUGCUUCCUCGCUAUGGAGCAUCCAGCACAAAACCGGGAACUGAGCAGGUCGCACAAAGUGAAUACGAUUAUUAGCACACGUGAAGUCCGUCACCUCGUUCUGUUUUUAUUUCACACUUGGUGUGCUUUUCACUUCUUGCUUUUAUAUGUUGUUGUUUCAGGAGGUGCCCUGCACUUGGUUGUUACCGUUGUAAUAAUGGAAGACAAAGGCAGCACCGUAGCAGCCCACCAGACAUGGGCUGAUUGCAGAGUAGGACCAUAAGCCUCAGGCUUAAUGUCAAAAGGAUGUUUAGGUCAGGGUGGGUGUGAGUCUUCAAUCAUGCGGGGCGGAGGGCACAAUUUGUCUGCCUUUUCUUUUUUUUAAUCAAAUUGAUUCUGUCAUUUGAUGAAUAGAUACAGUACAAGCACUGAAUAUUUUUAUUAUUUUUAUACGAGAGAUUUUUUUUUUAAUCGGUGAUAUUGGUCCAGCAUAAUCCAGAAAGUGUGACGUAGCAUCCAGGGGUUGUAGGGUUGCCAGAUGAAGUCCCACCUCCAAGAAAGUCACUUUCUGUGCUCCAAGUCUGAUUCAUUUUAGUAUGACGGUUCUCAAGUUCAGGCUUAGUGGACCCCCGCUGCUACAGGUUUUUAUUUUAUCCAUUGUCACAAUUGGGGCAUUUUAUUUUUUAGCUGAUCUCAUUGUUAUGUUUACUGUCCCUUUUUUUAUUCUCUUAUUCUAAAGGAUGUUCUGAAAGAUUUGCAUUGAUGCCAUAGCUUUAAAUGUUAAAGUGUUCUUAAUUUCUAAAGAAUGGACUUUGUGUGUUUUCCCCGUGUCCCCAUGCUUCUCCUCCAGGUGCUCCGAUUAUCUCCCACAAUGCAAAGGCACGCACUGUUAGGUGGUUUUGCCUUUGCUACGCUGGACUGUGUGUGUUUGUCCUGCAAUGGACUGCCGUUCUUGUUUGGGGAGGCGCCGAUGUUUGCUGUGUUAGGCUCCAUUAUCCUCACAACCCUGCACAAGACAGGGGUGUUCUUAGGCAUACGCGAACUACGCAUCCGCGUCGGGCCCGACUUACAAUUUAUUUAUUUAUUUAUUUUUGUUGUCGUGCUGUGGGCCUGGGGCCCCUGUCCUGCCCCUGGCACUGCAGCCGUCUGUGCCAGUCCCAGGAAAUUCAGUUCAGUGCAUCUCUUAGUCUUAUUAACAAUGGUAAUUUAUUAUCCAAAUUGCAAUGUUCACCUAAAUCCCUAAUAAUAUUGUCACGCCGUCGUAACCAAAUGCACUACAGCAAACGUUAAUUUUAGAGAUUUGUUUCAGAUUCAUUCAGAGAGAUCCCCAUAAAAUCAUGAAAUAUCCCUAUAUUACCGGCCUUUACCAGAUCCAGAAAAAAAUCAAUAUUUUACCACUCUGCAUACACACAAGCGUACAUGUAGGCCUACUGGUCAUCUAAGGCCUUUUCUGGACGUUUUAUUAGAAGACCUUCCCCGGACACAUACCCCCCCCCCCCCCCAUUUCUGAACCAGCGUAGGGCCUCCAAACUGCUAAGAACGGCCCUGCUUAGGAUAAGUGGAUUUGGCAAAUGGAUGAAUGGAUGAAAUGAGUUUUGUAGAAUUUGUUCCCUUAAAGCUCUGUCACACUGCACAACUUUUUCGACAAUUUUCAGUAACAGACUUCAUUGACAAUAAACUUAGUGAGUCGGAGGCAUCUGCUGCAUUUCUGUGACCACAGGUCAUGUAGUUUGACGUCCCCUGCCACCCAGUCUACUUCUCGUCCCCAACUAAAUCAAUCACUUAUGAUUUUUGUCUUUAGCCGUAGGGUCAACAGGGUCUCCUCCGAGGAGACAUAUUGGCGCCAUUUCUAUUUAUAAUUGCGAUUUGACUGUGUCAUGCGUAACUCGGAAGAACAAUGUGGCUUCGUUACACACCCUAGACAAAGUCUGCAAAUGCCUGAGAAACAGCUCAACGACUGAGACUGUGCCAACGACAUAGCAUUUCUGGAGAUGGACCACGAGAGAUCACGACAAUGGCUAGAGAAAACUUGUCGAUUAGUCAAUUACGUUAGUCUUUAAAUAAAUACAAAACAGAACAAAUGAUUAGAAGUCCUUAUCAUGGCCCUCAAUUCCCAUUAGAGCUCAAAGGAGAGCAAAUUAAUUACAGUAGAGUCUCGCUUAUCCAACAUUCUGUAUUAUCCGACAUCCCACCGCAAAAAAAAAAAAAAAAAAUAUGCAUCAAUUGGCAACAAGGACUGCAAGCUGCGAGCAUGAGCGUAGUCAAUUUUUUGUUGCUAAGUUCAUUUUUUCAGUUAAAUUUUUCUCUCUCUCUUGUGCAUGUGUGUGCGCCUGUGUCUGUCUCUCUCGCGUGUAUGUGUGCAUCUUUCACGCAUGUGUCUCUUUCACGCGUGUGUGUCUCUUUCUCUCGCAUGUAUGUGCGCGCGAGUGUCUCUCCCUCUCUCUCUCUCUCUCUCUUGCGUGUGUGUCUGUCUCUCUUUUUCUUGAACGUGUCUCUGUCUGUGUCUCUCUCUCGCGCGCUCUCUCUCUCUUGCUGCACAGGGAGAGACUGAACACGUGCGGAAAUCAUCGGCACGCACAAACCAAAAAGGAAACUGGCUUGUUGGUAUACCGAGUGUGUGGUCAUGAACAGAGGCAAAAGUUUGGCGAACUUUUUGGUCAUAACCCGAUUUGUAAGUGUUCAGAGACGUUCGUGAACCAAGGUUCCACUGUAUUAGGUUCAUAAUGUGUAAAAUUAUAACACAGUUUGACGUUUAAUAGGCUUUUUCUUAACACCUCUCAUUAUCCGACGUUCUGCCGGUCCGUUUAUGCUGGAUAAGCGAGACUCUACUGUAUUUAGAGUCAAUGGUUGCGAAUACAAUCGCCAAUAUUAGCACUCGAAAGGCUUAAGGUCUGGGGAGCCUUCUGGAAGUUUAAAAAAAAAAUAAUAAUAAUCUACCAAACCAACCUACCAACUCAACUCAGGAUCUGGAUCUUUCAUUUCUCAUGCCUGAGCAUUCUUCUGUAUGGUAGCGAAACAUGGAGCAAACAAAUCAAGAGAACCUGAGAUAGUUACGAAGCGAAUUACUAAAGAAAAUAAAGCAUACGGGCCAAAUCCCAAACACUGAAAUCUAUGGCCGUCUAAGCCUAAAACGCAGAGUCGAAAGGCAUCUCGUAUCGAUAGGACACGAAACCCUGAAGAACCCAUAAGAAAGUACGCCUUACACAAACCAUCAGAGAGGCUCCGGAAUGCCUGAAGUCGGUCACUGAUUAACAACUUAUGUGCAGUACAUCGGUAAUAUCAUCAAACUGUCACCCGCCGAAAUCAAACAAGAAACGAAAGAUUCAGGAAUCAUGAAGGAAACUUGUUCUUGCCUGCAGAAUCUCCAUCUAUUGACAGUAGCAACGAGCAGCAUGAUGAUGAUGAUGAUGAUAAUUAUGGUAGGGCCUGGCUAUGUGUGCAUGAGAGCUGACAGCUAAUGAGUACUUAUGCAUGUAAUAUAGUGAUGAGGAAUAAGGAACCUUGGGCAAAACAAAUGAGGGGCUCAUCUGUCCAGUGGUUUGUGUUUUAUGUACCACAAGAAGCGAAUAAAUGGGCCACGAUUGUGGCUGAACUCUCCGUAGCUGUUAACACUUCUAACAGCACUGGCUCUGUCAGGCAGCACGUCAUUUGCGGUGACAGGUGGGGGUGAGCACGACUGUCCCCCAAUCUGACAUGCCCAUCGAUUUUCAGUCAUGUAAAUUGCUGCUGUCCAGCGAUGACAUCAGCAACUGUUUUCGGAGAGUUUGACAUACCUUACAACUCGAAGUUGCAUAAUGUGACAUCGACUUUAGGUGAAUUGACCCAUAGGAGUGUAUUCACUCGGUAAUGGAAUGCUGCCUUGUUUAUUGGAUUGUUCUUACUUUGUGCUAAAUGGGAUAGGCUUUAGCUUCAACCACAAUCCUGCCUGGGAUAAGCGGAUUUGGAAAAUGGAUGGGUGGAUGGAAUGAAUUCUGUACGGCAGCGAUUCUCAACCUUUUUCAUCUUGUGAACCCCUUUAAAAAAACGGAAUAAAUUGGCCAACCCCCUGUGUAGUCAUUACGAUAUACUACAGGUUUAUUCUUGUACGUUGGAUGUUUUGUUUCAAUUUGUCUACGAAGAAGUGAUGGUUUUAAACUGCUGUUGGCCAGGACUUCAUUACAAAUUACACAAAGCGGUAUGGGUUCUGACUCAUCCCCAGUAAAAUAAAAACCCAUUCGUAAAUAGUCACCGUCAUAUUUUUGUUUCAUCUCUUUUGUCUUACUAUGUUGGCCAAUUUUUUGCUUGCUUUCUGUCUGAAGAGACGGUAGCUCACUACAACUUUCAGUAUCGUCACCCUGUGUUGGUACCAAAUCAGGGACUGAAGUAGAAAAACCACCGAUCCAUAAUAAAAUUACGGAGUAAUAAUUAUUCACUUUCGACGUGCGCACGGUUGAGUAAAAAGUCUUUAUCGUAAUUUAUUUACACACACCAUGCACUACCAAUUUAUCUUAAUAAAAUCACUCGUGGUUCUUAAGCGCGUCGUACGAUUAAAUUCGACUCUACUCCCCCGUGUCUGAUCGCGGCGUUUUUAUAUCAGCAGACGUUAUUCUCGUUCUUUUGAGCGCAUUCGGGGUUCUCGGUUCGCUGAAUUGGAAGUUUCUGGAUCAUACAAGAAUGUACACGCAUCGGCAGCGGCGUAGCAUCUCAUCGCGUUACAGAUUGUUACCUGUUGCGACUCGACAAUUUUACGGAAUCUUCCGUCGCAAUGUGUAAGUGACUGAGGUAAUAUUCAUGAAUUUGACAUUUAAUUGAUUUGUUGACCCAUUUUUAUUGUUGUAUUAUUAAUAGUACUGUGAAUAUAUUUGCCUACAUUUAAUAUUUCGUUGUAUUUUUUACAUUUGGGAUUUAAAAUUCCGCCAUUACAAUAUUUUUCCUCCCGGUUGUUCGCGAACCCCGUGCUUUAUAAAAGGAGUUCGCGAACCACCGGUUGGGAAUCACUGCUGUACGGUUUGCUCCUUUAAAGCUGUGUCACAUUGCACAUCUUUUUCAGUCACAGACUUCAUUGAUGAUAAACUUAGUGAGUCGGAGGCUGCGCUUCACUGACCGUCAGUCAUGUAGUGUGACAUCCCCAGCCACCCAGUUUAACCAGUCUGCAACUCGCCCCCAACUAAAUCAAACAGAUUUGCCUGUGUGUGCCUGAGAACUGACAGCCAAUGAAUGCUCAUCUAGUAGUACGGUGCGUAAGAUUCAGCAAUGAGGAAUAGGGGACAUGGGAGUUUUGGACCUCACAAACAGAUGAGCGGCUCAUCUGUCUGAUAUUUUGUUUUGUGAAAAAGGCUCUAUGUAGGCGCCCGACCUGACACAGAUUCACACGUGUAAAGUUAUUUUUUCUUCACCUGUGGGUGUACGUCUUCCCCGUGUCCCACGGGCAGUACACAGUCCUCAAACACCAGCACCACGUAAAACACACAAUAAGUCGCUCUCUCUUCCUCCACCACUCCUCCCUGGCAACCUCGUCCUCCUCCUCCCAAUUCUGGCUCCUGAGUGGUGGUUGCUGGCCCCUGUUAUUGAGCACCCGGAAGUGCUCCAGAUUUGAUUGCCAACAUCCGGCUGCUCUUCUGGGUGUGGCGAAACUAAUGCCCAGAAGGGUCCUGCAGCACCCCCUGGCGGCACCUACAGAACCCAACAGGGCUGUGGAGAACUCCAUCUCCCAUGGUAGCCCUGCGGGAUUUUGAGGCACCGCUCCAACCCAGGGGGAGGUAUUGCACUGUCCAGGGCUGCUCCCCCUGAAUAUAUAUAUAUGGGUAUGGACCCCGGCCGCCUGCUACAGUGUUUUACAUACCACAACAAAAAUAAGGAGUCAAGAUUGUGGUUAAACUCACCAUAGCUGUUAACCCUUCGUACAGCACUGACUCCGUCAGGCAGCACGUCAGAUCUGAUGCUGGAAGGUCGGCACACAGUCACUAAAUCUGCUAUUUUUAGUCGCACAGAUUCUUGUGGUCCGACGACAAGAUCAACAAACUCGAGUCAGCAAGUCUGACGUACCCUAAAACUAGAAGUUGUGUAAUGUGACAUUAGCUUUUGGAGAAUUGGCCCAUGUGACUGGCUCCCUGUUUAUGAGGCUCGUCUGUGUGAUGUUUUGUGUUUUAUAAUCCAAAAUAAAAAUGGGGCAGAGGUUGUGGCAGAACUCACCAUAGCUGUUAACACUUCAUACAGUGCUGGCUCUGUUGCUGUCUUGGGAGAGGCAUGAGCACAACUAGUCGACACACAGUCGUAAAAAUUGGCAUGCCCAGUCAUUUUUUUCAUCACGAACCCAGAAAACAGUGGCUUGAUCAAAUUAAAGAAGACCGGCGACUCGCCAACGUCGCCCCACACGAUGCCCUCCAUCGAAAUGAAGUGGAGAUCAACGUGCAGAAAAGCAGACCCUGUGCCAAUGCGGAAUAAACGCUAGGAGAGAAGAAAAUUGCUGUGGUAAAGCAAUGAGAUCAGCAACCGCAGUCAGUGUGUCUGACAUUCCCUAAAUCGAGAAGUCUGGAAAGCCGCUGGGCAGUCAACUAAUUUGACCCUCCCUAUAUUGUCAGGUUCUGCGGUGGGCUGGCGCCCUGCCUGGGAUUUAUUUCCUGCCUUUUGCCCUGUGUUGGCUGGGAUUGGCUCCAGCAGACCCCCGUGACCCUGUAGUUAGGAUAUAGUGGGUUGGAUAAUGGAUGGAUGUUGUCAGGUUUGACAUCCCCUCGAACGAGAAAUCGUGCAAUCAGCUUUGUGUCGAAAUUCUCCAAAAAAGUUGGAAAUGGCAGCUUGGGGAAUGGAAAUUGACUUUAGCAAUGGUCCGCACGCCCUUCUUCGGUGUAAGUCGGUGUCUUAUUGAGUCAUGUUGCACGACCGCUGUCUAUAGAGUAUGUCAGACUUGAUGACUGUGGUUGAAGGAAAUUCACUGGGUAUGUUCUGGGAUUGUAUGCCGACUUCCCAGCACAGCUGUGCCCACCCCUUAUUCUGACCACCAAUAGCGUGCUGCCUGACGGAGCCGGUGCUGUACGAAGGGUUAACAGGUAGGGCGAGUUCAGCUGCAGUCUUACUGUCACCUGCUGUGCUGGUCAUUCAUUAAUUGUCAAUAUUUGAAUAUAAUUGGACAAACAACCUACACAGAAAAAAAAGAACAUUAAAAAUAUCCAUCCCUCCAUUAUCCAAUCUGCAAUAUCCUAACUACAGGGUGACGGGGGUCUGCUGGAGCCAAUCCCGGCCAACACAGGGCGCAAGGCAGGAAACAAACCCCGGGCUGGGCGCCAGCCCACCGCAGGGCGCGCGCGCACACACACUAGGGACAACUUAGAAUCGCCAGUUCACCUAACUUGCAUGUCUUUGGACUGUGAGAGGAAACCCACACAGACAUGGGGAGAACAUGCAAACUCCACGCAGGGAGGACUCAGGAAGCGCACCCACCUUACUGCGAGGCAGCAGCGCCACCCACUGCGCCACCGUGCCGCACAUUAAAAAAUAAUGAUAAUUUAUUUACUCUAUAUAGCGCCUUUCCCAUUUUCAAAUGUUCUUCCAGAAAAUUUCAAAACAGAGUUCAGCAUUUAAAGUUGUGGCAAGAAAAAAAAAAAAUUAUUAAUGUACAGUAUAUCUCCCACUACUGCACUUUUAGGAAAUAAGAAAAUAAAGGUCAGCUAAUUGAACAAUGAGAUCAAUUAAAGGUAAAAAUGGCUUACCAAUUAUGAAACUGGUUGAGAUGGAAACCUGCAGCUGGAGGGGUCUCAGGGCUGAACUUGAAAACCCCUAAGUUAAUGGUUCAGUGGUGGUGAUGAUUCUUGCAGUUCAUUGUCUUUGCCACUAGGGGGCCUACUGCAUGGACCUCACAAAGACCUUCCUUACAUUGUGAUCCUGUUGCUGUUGGAUUGCGCUUGUACACAUGGCGUUUGGCACUAGGGGGGGCAAAUUUUUUUUUUGUUGUUUUUUGAAUAUAUAGUACCUUUAUAUUGAACAUGAUCCCAAAGUUCCUUUACAGGAAGAGUUCAAUGGUCACUAUAGAGUCUGGAUUUGAGAAUGACGGGCUACUCACAUAAAGUUAUGCACAAAGUGGGCUGGUGAUUAGGGGUGUACUUUUAAUUUCAUGAUUUUUUUUCUCUGUAACUCUUUUUAUACUAAACCGAAUUUGAAGAUGGCAUUCAACGUUCUAAGCCCUAUUUCGGGUGGGAUUCAGACGGACCAACUUGUUAACAUAAAAUACAUUUUUGUCGUCUCUGUCUCAGCCCGACAGAGUGGUCUGGUGGUUACGAUGUUCAGUUCCUCCCACCACAUUGUUCUAUAGCCCAUUUUGGAUGGAGGUGGGGGUGAAGUAAUUAUUACCAGAGAGGACCUCGGUGAUUUUAGUCCUAUUCCCGAAUUGGUCAUGUUAGUAAGCUUUUAUGGACUGUGCAUUCAGGUCUCGGUAAAGAUUCCUGGAGCCUUUUACCAUCCAUAAAAAUGAACCCCUUGUUAAACUAUCCCACCGUGCGAAUCAACGUGUCAGUAAAAUUUCGGCGCUUCCUAGGAAAACGGUAUUUUCCUCCCGAGAUUGCAGAAAAAAAAAAAAAUGGAGGUAGAUGAAGAACUUGUCCACACAGUCUGUCCGACUUGACUUCGUGCCAUUUUUCAUGGAUUCAUACCGCGUUGGACAAGUGGAUGAAUCUCUGGACCCCUGAGUGAUUCAGAUGGGACUAAAAUUACAGAGUCCCUCCGGUAAUGAUGGCUUUACCCCAUCUCAAUAGGUCUCUAGUGGAAAGUGGUGGGAGAAACUCAACAUCUUCACCACCGAGUAGCUCUGCCUGAUCAAGUCAGAUGGGAUUAGUUUUAGGGCAGGAGGUAAGGAUAGAAAUUUGCAAUUUCCGUCCCAUCUGAAUCACUUAUGUCAGUAACUUUUUAAGGACUGAACGUUCAUAUCUCGGUUAAGGUUAUGGAGCCUUUUACAAAAAGUCUGUAAAAAUAACCCUGGGUUCAACUAGUCCUGUGUUGAAUGUAUUGAAACUCUCAGGGGAAGGAUGGUGAGUUUUCUCCCCCCUUGUAGAUGGCGAACAGCCAUAUUGUUUUGUAGUCCAAACUGACUGUACACCCCGGUACACAUACAUUAACUACCGGUACUCCUAAGGCAAAAUUAGGGAAAUUCUUAUGUUGAGUACAGUGGAACCUCAGGUCACAAACAUCUCGCACCACAUACAAAUCGGGUUACGACCAAAAAGUUUGCCAAACUUUUGCAUCUGUUCACGACCACACACUCGGGUGACGAACAAGCCAGUUUCCCUUCCGGUUCGUACGCGCCUAUGAUUUCCGCACGAGCAAGCGAGCGUAUAUAUAUUUACAUACAGCUCGUACAGUCCAGAACGGAUUAAUUCUAUUUACAUACAGUCCUAUGGAGGAAAUUACUUCGGGUUACAACCAGAGUUUUAGAACAAAUUACGGUCAUGACCCGAGGUUCCACAAGUAGCAGCCCACUUCAAGCCCUGACUUUACCCCACUUCCUGGAAUAAAACUAAACACAUCCGAGGAAGGCGGUGGAAGAAAUGAAACAUCUUAACUUCAGGGCUGCUCUGCUUGGCCGAGUCCUAAACUCUGUUCAGAUGGGAUUAGUUCUACGGCAGAGGGAUAAUAAGGAAAGUCAUUUUUACUGGAGGACCUCUGUAAUUUUACUCCCGUCCUAAUCGCUGAUGUCCGUAACUUUUGACGGACUGCACAUUCAAGUCUCUGUAAAGUUUACGGAGAAUUUUACCAUUUUAUAAAUAUGAAUUUAAAAAAAAUAACUGCAGGAUGAACUCGUCUAGUGAGAAUUGAUGUGUUGGUAAAAUUCUGGCAUUUGAGCAAUUUGUAUUGGGCUGAAAUUACACAAGUCUUCCGGUAAAAAAUAUCCAGUGCCCGGGGGGGGGGGGGGGGGGGGAAUAAAAGAAAUACCGAUACUCCUCAUUGUGUGUGCCGAAUAAUUAGGGUGGUGGGAUAUCCCUCCAUAAUAUAUGGUGGCCGGCUGGAGGUGGGUGUCCCCUAGAGCAGGGGUGUCAAACUCCGGUCCUGGAGGGCUGCAGUGGCUGCAGGUUUUCAUUCUAACCACCUUCUUAUUUAGUGACCUGUUUUUGCUGCUAAUUAACUUUUUCCUUAGUUUUAAUUAACUCGACUCACGCCCCUUAGUUCUUUUUAUUUCCUUAAUUAGCAGCCAAACAAUAGUGAGACACAGAAUGAGCCAACUAACCACAUUAUCUGAAAGGUGAGGGUCUCGAUAAGGUUGAUCUCUCCGGUCAAUAAUCAUCCAUCCAUUAUCCAAUAUAUCCUAACUACAGGGUCACGGGGGUCUGCUGGAGCCAAUCCCAGCCAACGCAGGGCGCGAGGCAGGAAACAAACCCUGGGCAGGGCACACACACACACUAGAAUCGCCAAUGCACUUAACCUGCAUGUCUUUGGACUGUGGGUGGAAACCCACACAGACACAGAGAGAACAUGCAAACUCCAUGGACCCGGGAAGCAAACCCAGGUCUCAUAACUGUGAGGCAGCAGUGCUACCCACUGCGCCACCGUGCCGCCCGGUCAAUAAUCAGAAACAGAAAAUCAACAGUUUGGUUAAUGUCUGCUGUGGCAGAAUGAGAGCAGCAGCAAGCCAUGGAAUUAAGUAACGCGUUUAAUUAACAGCAAGAAUUGGCUUCUCAUUAAGAAAUUGGUUGGAGUUUGAAACCCCCGUUUAGCUGGUCAAUCUAUUGGCUCGUUUCACGUCUCAUUUCUGUUUGGCUGCCAUUUAAUGAAGAAAAGAAUCAAUUGAAAGAUCUGAAUCCUUAAAAUCCGGGCCAUUCAAAUGAAGGGAAAAGGAGUUAAUUAGCAGUGAAAACUGGUCACUGAUUAGGAAAAGGGUGAGAAUGAAAACCUGCGGCCCACCAGUCCUGGAAUUCGACACCCGUGCCCUAGAGGUGCAAACAACCAUAUUAAUAUUAUGAAUAAGGAUAGUUAAUGUCAUCCAAAGUGAUGGUACCCACCGGUAUACGUACAUUUACUAUCAGCACUCCCAAGGCAAAUAUCGGGGAGAAUGCCAGUACAGAGUACCUGUGCAUACCAACCCACUUCAAACAGCAACUCUACCCCACCUCCUGUUUUGAAAGUUAUCGGCAUUUGAGCAAUUUUCAUGGGGCUGAAAUUACAGAAGUCCUCUGGUCUGAAGAACUACUGGUACUCCUUAUUGUGUGCACUGAAUAAUGGGGGUGGUGGGAUAUUCCUCCAUAAUACAUGGGGAUGCUGGAGGUGGGUGUCCCCUAGAGGUGCAAACAAACAUAUUGUUACUACGAAUAAGGUUAGUUAAUGUGGUCCAAAGUGAUGGUACCCACCACCGGUAUGCAGACAUUUACCAUCAGUACUCCCAAGGCGAGAUCAGGGGGAAUGGCGGUACAGAGUACCGGUGCGUACCGACCCACUUCAAAUACUGACCUACUGUUUGAAACUAAUCCUGUCCGAGUAGGGCUUAAGAGUUAACAGACAUCCUUUGGUAAGAACUACUUUACCCUACCAAUCCCAUCUGAAGAGGCCUUUAACCAUCAGGUCACUCUGCUUGGCCGAAUCUUAAUCCCAAUUUGAUGAGAAUUCCUUGUACCCCACUAUUUCUGCCCAGUGGACCACUGUAAUUUUGGUCCUGUCUGAAUUGAUCAAAUGGAGAUCUAGUUUAGCCUGGGGUUGUUUUUUUAUGGACUUUAUGUAGCAGGUGAAGAGGUUCAUGAUCUUCAUUGAGAUGUGAAAAGUUACUCACAUGAGAGAUUCAGAUGGAACUAAAAUUACAGAAUUUACUUUAUCCGACAUUCUGGUUUGAAACUAACCCAAUCCAAAUAGGGCUGAAAAGUUAUGGUAGUUCCUCCAGUAAGAAUCACUUCACCCCACCUCUUGUUACAAAACUAAUCCCGUCCGAGUAGGACUGUAGAUGAUAGAAAUUUGUUUAAAAAUGAAGUUAGCUGGAUUAGCAGUUGGAAAGUCCCGAGACUGAGAUGAACUUUAAAUAUCGCUGGGGUUUGAAAAUCAGUAGCACUGAGUCCAUAGCAGGCCCUUGGAUUUCAACGUGGACCUCAUCGGUGUAUAUCGUCCCGCCAAAGAGUGGUGGAAUGGGGGGCUUGGGCUUAGGGUGAUAUGGACAGUAUUCGUAUAAAUGAAGCCUCAGGUUUUUGUGUCAUUGGAGAAACUUGAGCUGAAGAUCCAACAAAGUUACUGAUCUUGUCACUCGGCCAGUUCUAUGGACCCUAAACAGGGCUAUAAGCUCUCCUUGAAGGGUGCAGGCCACAUGAACUUUUCAUUCCCAUCGACUGGUAGGGUGUGUGGGUGAGCCACUGAAUUCUCGUCCAGUUUGUGCUCAUUAAGGAGCCUCUUUGAUUGCACAUCUUUUUCCAAAAAAAAACAAAAAGGACACUGUGUGCCAAGCAGGAUAGCCGCAUUACCCACCUGCCCCGAGCUUUUCAGUAUGCCAUGGGUACGGGUGCGGUGAUGCAUCUCAGAUCUAGUGCUCAGUCCUGCAGAUUUCUACUGUAAAGUUGAUUAUGUAUGUGCAUAUAUUAUUAUAUAUUUACACUUAUUUUUUAUUAGGAACUCUUGGUGUCUUUCCGACCAGGAAGUAUUUCUUUACUGUGUAAGCAUUAACACUCUUUCUUGAUCCUCCCAUCAGACAUUUUGGGCAUUGUGGUGAAAGGCCCCUCAGAGGGGAUGGUCGGUCAGUCCCAUGUCUGCCUUUGUUUUGCCAUUUUUAACUCUUAGCACAUCUGCCAUGACGCGGUCGACACUAACAUUUUGGGAUGGGAAAUGUUUGCCUUUUCAUAAAAGAAACGGGAAAGUCACUUUCUGUGUACUAAGCAAUAAUAAAUAAAGUAAAACUCAACAAGCCAGUCUCGUCUUUGUGCCUCGCAGUAAGGACAUCGUGGGUUUGCGUCCUGGGUCGUCUCUGUGUGGUAGCACUUUGAGUAGUG
This is a messenger RNA of Erpetoichthys calabaricus (reedfish), 16374 nucleotides long. RefSeq names its product CTTNBP2 N-terminal like b (gene cttnbp2nlb). Bases 455 to 2200 code for a protein of 581 amino acids. NCBI's taxonomy places the organism in Eukaryota, Metazoa, Chordata, Cladistia, Polypteriformes, Polypteridae. The record is from RefSeq and is a predicted model, not a curated record. The transcript is spliced from 5 exons.